Messenger RNA from Cygnus atratus (black swan), 576 nucleotides. RefSeq names its product cytochrome c oxidase assembly factor 3 homolog, mitochondrial. NCBI's taxonomy places the organism in Eukaryota, Metazoa, Chordata, Aves, Anseriformes, Anatidae. The transcript is spliced from 2 exons. Bases 38 to 352 code for a protein of 104 amino acids. The record is from RefSeq and is a predicted model, not a curated record. Gene Ontology annotation, cellular component: mitochondrial inner membrane. Gene Ontology annotation, biological process: mitochondrial respiratory chain complex IV assembly.
GAGGCGGUGGCUGUGGCGGAAGCGGCGGCGGGGCAAGAUGGCGGCGCCCAGGGAGGCGGGCGGGGAGGCGGCGGUGGCGCAGCGCAUCGACCCGGCGCGGGAGCCGGGGCUGAGCCCGGAGCAGCGCCGCUUCAUGGCGCAGGUGGAGCUCGCCCAGCGCCAGCGAGCCCUGCAGAGGCGGCUCCGAGGCCGCAACGUGCUGCUGGCGCUGGGCAUCGGCGCCGUGACGGCGGGGAUCUACGGCUACACCUUCUACUCGGUGUCGCAGGAGCGCUUCCUGGACGAGCUGGAGCUGGAGGCGGAGGCGGCGCGGGCCCGGGCCGUGGAGCGGGAACGGAGCGCGGCCACCUGAGGGCGGCCCGGGCCCGGAGCAGGGCGUGAGGCGGCGGGGGGAGCGGCCCCGGGCCGGGCACGGAGCACACGGGUGGGCCCACCUCGGCCUGCGGGGGCCCCGGGGCUUCCCCUGCGGGCAGGGCGCUGCCCCCACCGGGACCGGGACCGGGCUGGGGGCGCGCUCCGGGCCGGGCGGGGGCUGUGCCGGCCGGCCCUUAACGCAAUAAACGCCUCGUGACUGGA